AAAAUCCUAACUUGUUAAUUUUUUUUACUAAAAUUAUUUUCUGAGGAUUUGAGUUUUAUUUUCUUAUUUUAGUUCUAUUUUAUUUUAUUUUAUGAGAAAUACUCAAAGUGAUGGUUUGAGUUUGAGGAUACAUUAUUCACGAUAUUAAUAAAAUCAUCCGUCUUUCUCUUUCUAUCUGCAACAUACUCUUCACCAAUUGCCACCAUUUCUAAAAAUGGAGUUUGUUUACAAAAUAGUUGACAUAGCUAAGAGAGCUUCAAACAACAAUGCAGUGAUCAAUGUUGGUUUGUUUUCGUCUUUUGCUUUAUUGGGAGUGAGAUCUUGGAAUCAGCAGAAUACCGUUGAAGCUUUAGAAGCUGAGAAAGAAUCUCUAACCAAAUCUAAUAAGUCCAUUAGAAAGACUCUAUGGGAUUGGAAACAGCAGCUUUAUGCUGAAGCCGCAACUGAUUCGGCCCCUGUUCCCCUUGAAAGACUCCAAGCCAUCUAUGGAGAAGCCCCGCCUCCUCAACAUUCUGCAUUUGGAGAUACUGCGAGCAAAGAUGCAAAUUUAUCUGCUCCAACCAAAAUGAUGAUAUGAGAUCUGCAUUGUUGUCACUUGUCAUAUUUCAGAAGCUUUUAGUGUCAGAAGGCCGUUAAUAAAACAUUUUCCAAGAGAGCAGAAGAGUAUAUCUGUCAUAAUUUUUUUUAUUGGCAAAUAAAUGUAGAACUUGGAGUUGGAGAAAGUUAUACAGGUGAAGAUUUUACUUGAAGGACAAAAACACAAUUUUAAUUUUGGUGUUGUGUCAUAUUUUUCUAACAACUUUGGAGAGCAGAUAAAGAAAGAUACAAUUUGUAAGCCAAGAGGAUACUGUCUUCAUAUAUUAUCCUAUUAAAAUUGCCUUGUUGCAAAUA
This is a messenger RNA of Lathyrus oleraceus (garden pea), 891 nucleotides long. RefSeq lists its product as uncharacterized. The record is from RefSeq and is a predicted model, not a curated record. The transcript has 3 exons. Gene Ontology annotation, cellular component: mitochondrion. NCBI's taxonomy places the organism in Eukaryota, Viridiplantae, Streptophyta, Magnoliopsida, Fabales, Fabaceae. The coding region runs from base 215 to 577 and encodes 120 amino acids.